Molecule: messenger RNA, 1218 nt
Organism: Panicum hallii
Lineage: Eukaryota; Viridiplantae; Streptophyta; Magnoliopsida; Poales; Poaceae
Product: regulatory protein opaque-2-like
Exons: 6
Coding region: 1-1218 (405 amino acids)
Biological process (GO): regulation of DNA-templated transcription
Molecular function (GO): DNA-binding transcription factor activity
Source: RefSeq, a predicted model, not a curated record
AUGGAUCAUGCCAUCUCAAUGGAGGAGAUCCUUGACCCCUUCUGGGAUCUACCGCAACCGGAGGGAUCUCCGGUGACCGGCAACGGUGUCAUAGAUGGCGUUGUUACUCACGGUGAUGGCGGGUGUGGCAACACAGUGGAUCAGAGCUCCUCAGAGUGGAGCUUUGAGAGGUUACUGGAAGAGGAGCUUCAGCUAGCUGAUGCAUCAGCAGGGGGGAACUCUAGCAGCGGUGGCUCAGCCCUCCAUGCUGAACCAGUGGUGGAGGUGGACCAUGCAGCGAUGGCGCCUAUGGCGGUUAGCGCACUAGGCAACGCCAUGGAGUACAACAUCAUCCUGAAGCGGAAGUUGGAGGAGGACCUUGCCACCGUUGCCAUGUGGAGGGCUUCUAGUGUUGUGCCUCCAGGACGUUCUCAAGGCUCAACCAAUUACAUUGGAGGUAACAGGAAUCCUGUGCAGAACAAGUCCAAUGGUGAAGGCCCAAUAAAUCGUGUUCGAAAUGCAUAUAUUCGCGCAAGGUUUGCUACUCGCUCUUCCUCAAGGGAGCCUUCACCAUCAGAUGAUGACGAUAUGGAUGGAGAAGUAGAGAUACUGGGAUUUAACUUGCCUACUGAAGAAAAAGUGAGGAAAAGAAAGGAAUCCAAUCGAGAAUCAGCCAGGCGCUCAAGGUAUAGAAAGGCAGCUCACUUGAAGGACAUGGAGGACCAGGUUGCACACUUAAGAGUUGAAAACUCUUCUUUGCUGAGGCGCCUUGCUGCUUUGAACCAGAAGUAUACUGAUGCCACUGUUGACAAUAGGGUGCUGAAGGCUGACAUGGAGACCCUAAGAGCUAAGGUGAAGAUGGCAGAGGAUGCCCUGAAGAGGGUCACAGGGAUGAGCUCAUCACAGCCCCCCAGGCCCCUUCAUCAGGUGCCGGCCAACGCUGACGCUUCAGGCCCUAUCCUUGACAACAUCAUUGACUACCUGAUGAGCUCAACAGAUGCCACGGCUGACAACAACUUCGUGCCGAGGACGACGGCCCCGGCGCCAUUGCAAGCUGAGAAGCCAACCAGCAAUGGAGCUUCCAACAGCGCGAUGCUAAACCGGAUCGCAGCGCAUCACGGGGCAGCCGUCGAGCUUCUCCAGAAGAGGUUGGGCGCCAUGCCGGCCUCCUCCGACUCCACAUCGCCGGAAUCCGUGCCGUCUGGUGUGGACGAGUCCAUGAGCGUGGAUGGAUACUAG